This is a messenger RNA of Sinocyclocheilus rhinocerous, 1845 nucleotides long. Its product is annotated as rho guanine nucleotide exchange factor 5. Gene Ontology annotation, molecular function: guanyl-nucleotide exchange factor activity. The transcript is spliced from 12 exons. Gene Ontology annotation, cellular component: nucleus; cytoplasm. Gene Ontology annotation, biological process: intracellular signal transduction; activation of GTPase activity. The record is from RefSeq and is a predicted model, not a curated record. Lineage: Eukaryota; Metazoa; Chordata; Actinopteri; Cypriniformes; Cyprinidae. The coding region runs from base 87 to 1691 and encodes 534 amino acids.
GACGAUUCUAACUUUUAAUUCAAAUUCAGUAUCACGUUUAAAACUCUUAAAAGUUAAAAGGCCACAAGAAAGUUUGCCGUAUUCUUAUGGCUCAUGUCAUGGAGGAUGAGAGAAUCUGGGACGAUAGAGACGCUGUUACAAAAGCAUUAGAUGGGGACACUGAUCGUCUCGGGCUGGAUGAAAACAGCCCUAAAACUAAUGUGGAGGACAGUGAAGAGUUUGGAGGUCUUUACUGCACAUCUGAAGGGUUUUCUGAAGCUCUUAGAUCUGUUGCAAGCUCACCGUUAUGGAACUUUAUAGGGUUUUCUCUGCCUAUUUCAUCCCUCUUCUCUCUGGAGAGCUCCAGUCUGAAAUCAUCUGACAUGCACUAUGUGGAAAGUGAGGUGAAAAGGGCAGAUGCUACAGAAGUCAGUCCUCAGCCAGAGGAAACCUAUGUUGCCCAAUUCGAAUCCGAGUACAUCAGCAGUUCGGUCCCUUUGUAUCAGGAGUAUUGGAUGAACUCUCUGAAGAAGGAUUUACACAGAGCACAGCACAACGGACUUUCAGAAUUGGUGACAUCUAUGCGUCUUCCUGGUCUGAAAACUCCCCCUGCUUUAAGCCCGACCGCUGUGUUGAGCCCACCAGGACUACAGACUAAGGCAUACGCUCUGUGGCAGGAGCUACCGCAAGUAAAGAGUCUGCUGAACUCCCUCAGUGCACAUGAGAUCCAGCUUCAGGAGGCCAUGUUUGAGCUGAUUGUGUCAGAGGCCUCGUAUCAGAAGAGUCUGAUAGUAGCACUGAAUGUGUUUCAGUGCUCAGCAGAACUCAAACAGAUCCUGUCCCGUGUGCAGCAUCAUGUUCUGUUCUCCAACCUAAAGGAUGUCUGCAGAAUCAGUGAACAGUUUCUGCAGGACAUGGAGUCCCAUCUUGGGCAGCAUGUGGUGAUGUCACAGGUUGGUGAUAUUGUUUUGAAUCACCAGCAAGGCUUCCAAAAAGUCUAUGUGCCGUAUAUCACCAACAUGAUGUACCAGGAGGCUCUCAUCACUCAGCUGCUGCAGGGAAAUAAGAAAUUUGCACUGAUCCUGAAGAAACUAGAGAAAGGUCCACAAUGCCAGAGACAAACGCUCAAGUCUUUCCUGAUUCUUCCCUUCCAGAGGAUCACAAGAAUGACACUCUUACUUGAGAACAUCCUCAAGCGAUCUAAAGGUGUUUGUUCUAAUGUCCGUAAUCUGACGGAAGCCAUUGAAGUUGUACGUAAGAUCGUGGAAGAGUGUGACAGAAGUGUCCAACAAAUGAAGAGGACAGAGCUGCUUGUUUGUUUGGACAAGUUAGUGGACUUUGGAAACGUUAAGUCCAUUCCAUUAAUCACCAGAGGGCGACAUUUGAUUCAAGAAGGAACUUUGAAGCAUCUAAUUGUUGGUGGCAGUCACAAAGUCUCUAUAGUCUCUCGCAAAGAUGUGUACAUACACCUUUUCAAUGAUCUUCUGCUCCUCUCUGUUAAAAGUGGACACAGGUUUGUUGUGCAGGACCAUGCACUAUUUCCUGAUAAUGUGCGUGUGGAGGAAAUCAAAACAACGAUUUUGGGAUUAGCUCCUGAAUCCUUCCUGCUCUGUCUGACUAAGAACCACAGUAGAUCUUCCACUGCCCUGAUACUGGCUGCACACACGAGAUUAGAAAAAGAGACCUGGAUGAAAGUUUUCUCUUCAAAAUAGGGAACCACAAGUGUGGAAAUGCAACAAAGGAGGAUGCUCUUAAAGAAAUGGGCACCAUGAAGUGUUCGUAAAUACUAACUGUAGUGGACGUUUUAUUUUUUUUUAUAUAGUUUAAAUAUGUAUAUUCUUAAAUAAAAGACUGUAAGCAACUGAU